AUGUGGUCGUGGUUUGGCGGGGCCGCCGCCCAAAAGCGCAAGGAUGCGCCCAAGAACGCCAUCCUGACGCUGCGUGAGCAGCUGGAUAUGCUUCAGAAGCGCGAGAGACAUCUUGAAAGUCAGAUCGCGGACCAGGAUGCCGUAGCCCGGAAGAAUGUCAACACAGAUAAGAAUGCUGCCAAGAAUGCCUUGCGACGAAAGAAGGUCCACGAGAAAAACCUCGAGCAAACAACGGCACAGAGCAUGCAGCUCGAGCAACAGAUAUACUCCAUUGAAGCGGCGAACAUCAACCAUGAGACUCUAGCCGCGAUGAAGCAGGCCGGUGCGGCGAUGAAGCAGAUUCACGGUGGAAUGACACUCGAGGAUGUCGACAAGACGAUGGAGGAACUCCAAGACCAGCACGCACUCAGCACAGAAAUCGGAAGCGCUAUCGCCAGCGUUCCCAUCGGCGAACAGCCGGACGAGGAAGACCUCGAUGCCGAACUGGAGGGGCUGGAGCAGGAGGCUAUGGAUGCCAAGAUGGUCAACACUGGCUUUGUACCAGUGGGUGCCCAGCUGGACCGGUUACCAGCUGCGGGGAACACAGAUCUCAAGCAACCCGCCAAGGCAGAAGACGACGAGGAAGCCGAAUUGGAGAAGCUCCGGGCAGAAAUGGCCAUGUGA
Messenger RNA from Penicillium olsonii, 663 nucleotides. The record is from the annotation of a GenBank genome assembly. Lineage: Eukaryota; Fungi; Ascomycota; Eurotiomycetes; Eurotiales; Aspergillaceae.